AUGUCCACUUCGGCAAACAAAUCCAAAGCAUUUGCUAAAUUCAAAAUUGUAUUUAUUGGCAACCAAGCCGUUGGUAAGACAUCAAUCAUUGCUCGAUUCGUUUAUGAACAAAUCCCUUAAUCACAUCAACCUACUAUUGGAAUCGACUUUCUUUCAAAAUGCAUUUAGGUAGAGAAUAAAACAGUAAGAUUAUAAUUAUGGGAUACUGCAGGAUAGGAGCGUUUUAGAUCGUUGAUUCCAUCUUAUAUAAGAGAUUCCCAUGCGGCCGUCCUUUGUUAUGAUGUUUCAAAUGCUCAGUCAUUUGCGGAUAUCAAAUCAUGGCUUGAGUAUGUAAGAGAGGAAAGGGGAUCUGAUGUAGUUGGUGUACUCAUAGCUAAUAAAAUAGAUAUUGAAGAGAGAGUUGUCACAACAUAAGAAGGUGAAAAGCUUGCAAAAGAACAAGAAUUACUAUACUAUGAAGUCUCAGCUAAGGAGGGAACCAAUGUCUAAUAAACUUUUAAGAAUCUUGCCUUGAAACUUUUAGGUCCUAUCCAAGAUGUUGAUUAACCAACAACUUUAGGUUAAUUAGAUUCUAAUCAAGUUUCCCAAUCCACUAAUUCAUACAACAUUUCAUUAUAACCAUAAAACCAGCAAAACAAUUAAACAGAUUAGUAGAAAUGUCAAUGUUGA
This is a messenger RNA of Paramecium tetraurelia, 669 nucleotides long. RefSeq lists its product as uncharacterized. NCBI's taxonomy places the organism in Eukaryota, Ciliophora, Oligohymenophorea, Peniculida, Parameciidae. The transcript is spliced from 4 exons. The record is from RefSeq and is a predicted model, not a curated record. Gene Ontology annotation, molecular function: GTPase activity; GTP binding.